This is a messenger RNA of Trachymyrmex septentrionalis, 1149 nucleotides long. Its product is annotated as insulin-degrading enzyme-like. Gene Ontology annotation, biological process: peptide catabolic process. The transcript has 4 exons. Gene Ontology annotation, cellular component: cytosol; mitochondrion. The annotation marks the transcript as partial. The record is from RefSeq and is a predicted model, not a curated record. Gene Ontology annotation, molecular function: metalloendopeptidase activity; metal ion binding. Lineage: Eukaryota; Metazoa; Arthropoda; Insecta; Hymenoptera; Formicidae.
AGAAAUCAAACUUCUGAAUUUAUUAUUCCGAUGAUCAAUAUGUCGACUGGACAUGUGGAAAUGCGAUAUGAUGAUAUAAUAAAACAAAAUAAUAACCGAUUAUAUCGAGGUUUGGUACUCACUAAUAAAAUGAAAAUUCUUUUAAUAAGCGAUUUAACAACUGAUAAAAGUACUGCUGCAAUGGACAUUAAUGCCGGCUCUAUGUGCGAUCCAGAUGAUCUACCUGGAUUAGCGCAUUUCUGUGAGCAUAUGUUGUUCCUAGGAACGAGAAAAUAUCCUCAACAGAAUGAUUUCAAAAAAUUUCUGUCACGGAAUGGUGGUGAGUUUUACGCAACAACAGAUUUAGAUCACACUGUCUAUUAUUUCGAUGUAGCUACCGAAAAGUUAGAAGGCGCUUUAGAUCAUUUUGCUCAAUUUUUCUUGGCGCCUCUCUUUACCGAGAAUUUGAUUGAGCUAGAACUAAAUGCUCUAAAUUCAGAAUACGAGGAAAACGUAACAACUUAUGCGACGCGAUUUGAUCAAUUAGAGAGAUCAUCUGCGAGCUCAGAUCAUCCGUUUUCGAAAUUCAACAUAGGAAAUAGAGAAACAUUAGACACAAUACCGAAACAAAAGGGCAUUAAUGUUCGAAAUAAACUAUUAGAGUUUCAUGAAAAGUAUUAUUCUGCAAAUAUUAUGUCACUAUCUGUUCUUGGUAAAGAGAGUUUAGAUGAACUCGAAAAUAUGGUAGUGGAUCUGUUUUGCGAAGUACGAAACAAUGAAAUUGAAGUUCCAAUAUGCCCUGAAUAUCCAUUCAAGGAUGAACAUUUCCGCACUAUAUGGUACAUUGUUCCAAUAGAGGAUAUAAGAUAUUUAGACAUUUCGUUUCCUUUGCCAGACAUGCGUCAACAUUACUGGUUUUCGCCUGAAUAUUACGUUUCUUAUUUGCUUAAACAUAAAGGAGAAGGCUCAUUAUUAUCAGCGUUGAAAGCUAAAGGAUGGUGUAACUUAAUAGGAUCUAGAUUACAUCCUUCUACCAGAGGCUACAGUAUUUUUAAUAUUUAUGUCGAUUUGACCGAAGAAGCUAUUAAGCAUAUCGAAGAUAUUGUUCUACUGGUGUUUCAAUAUAUCAAUAUGCUUAAGUUGAAAGGACCAAUUAAAUGGAUCUACGAU